Girardinichthys multiradiatus is the source of this 2788-nucleotide messenger RNA. RefSeq names its product solute carrier family 19 member 1 (gene slc19a1). Gene Ontology annotation, biological process: folate transmembrane transport. The record is from RefSeq and is a predicted model, not a curated record. NCBI's taxonomy places the organism in Eukaryota, Metazoa, Chordata, Actinopteri, Cyprinodontiformes, Goodeidae. Gene Ontology annotation, cellular component: plasma membrane; basolateral plasma membrane; apical plasma membrane. Bases 439 to 2010 code for a protein of 523 amino acids. The transcript is spliced from 6 exons. Gene Ontology annotation, molecular function: folate:monoatomic anion antiporter activity; folic acid binding.
CGCCAAUUCUGUUGUUUGCCAACCGCCAAUACAAAACGGGAAGAAGAAGAAGAAGGUAAAACGGCAUUUCCCAGAAACGCGCCGGGCACACUGUUCAUCCUGUGCUGCAUCUUUGGACCUCAUGAGGUCAACAAUGCCCCAAAUCUCAGUUGGUGGAUAGCUUGCUGUCAAACAAUGUCACACGUGAAGUGGAGCAAAGGUCAACAUGUGAGCGGCGGCAUGUUCGCAGUAUACCUACCAUUUCAUCAUCCUGAAAAAUGGUUUGUUCCGCGUAGCUCAGCCAUUUCUGACCCUCAGAGGACCAAUCAGUGUCAGAAAACGUUUUAGGUUUCCUUCUUUCAUUGCAGUUAGAGCAGCUUUUUCCCCUUCAUGCUGAUCUGACACAGCAGAAAGGUUGCACUCUGCGUCCCGUGGGGGGUCCGACAUCCAGGUGCCACGAUGGCAGUGGACGACACAACGGCGAGCGAGGGCAGAUCAGACGGAGAGAAAGACAUGGAUCUGAAAACACCCGCACCCGAAGACGCUGAGGGACACGGAGAUGUGGAGACAGCUGUGGCCCCGAAUCCUUCCGAGGAACCCACAGAGGAUUCCAGGGAUGGCAUAAAGCUGAAGUGCUCCGUCAUAUUUUUGUGUUUCUACGGGUUCAUGUCUUCGAUAAGGCCUGGGGAGGCGUUCAUUACGCCGAAUUUGUUGAGCUCAGAGAAGAACUUCACCAGACAGCAGGUGACCAAUGAGAUCACUCCGGUGCUGACGUACUCCUACAUGGUGAUGCUGAUGCCAGCCUUCCUGCUGACAGAUCUUCUGCGCUACAAGCCCGUCCUGAUCAUCCAGGCCAUAAGUCAGGUGGUCAUCUGGCUUCUCAUGCUCCUGGGCACCACGCUGCUUCACAUGCAGUUAAUGGAGUUCUUCUAUGGCAUCACCAUGGCCUGCCGCGUGGCCUACUCCUCCUACAUCUUCUCCCUGGUCAACCCGGUCCUCUAUCAGCGUGUGGCGGGCUACUCCCGCUCCUCAGUCCUGCUGGGGGUCUUCACCAGCUCUGUGCUGGGCCAGCUCUGCAUAUCUUUGGGCAACGUCACCUACUACACCCUGGACGCCAUCUGUCUGGGUUUUGUGGGCUUCGGAUUGGCGCUUUCGUUCUGCCUGCCCUGGCCGAAGCGCUCGCUGUAUUUCAAUCGGAUGAAGAAUCAGGAGCAAAAGGAGCUGACGGGGAAAGCAGCUCAGUCAGAACUGGAAAAAAUUAACCCCAAACAGGGAGGUUUGUCCUCAACAUCAUGCUGGAGAGAUUCUGUUUUUGUGCAUAUGCUGCUGGAGGUCAGGAACGUGGUGAAGAGGCCCAAUCUGAGGCUCUGGUCCCUGUGGUGGAUCUUCAACUCCACCGGAUAUUACCUGGUGCUGUUCUACGUCCACAUCCUGUGGAACCAAGUGAAUUCCUCCGCCUCCUACAACGGGGCAGUGGAGGCAGCUGCGACGUUACUGAGUGCGGCUACCUCCUUUAUGGCGGGCUUCACUAAAAUCCGGUGGAACGUCUGGUCCGAGCUCGUCAUCGGCCUUAUCACGGCGGUGCAGGCGGGCCUGCUGCUGUUCAUGGGUACCACCAAUUACAUUUGGGUCUGUUAUGUUUCCUACAUCCUCUUCAGAGCCUUCUAUCAGUUCCUGGUGCCUAUCGCCACUUUCCAGAUCGCCUCGUCGCUCACCAAGGAGCUGUGUGCUCUGGUGUUCGGCAUCAACACCUUCUUAGGGACGAUACUGAAGAGCAUCAUCAACCUGAUAUUUUCAGACAAGAGAGGCCUGGGAUUAGACGUGCAUUCUCAGUUCUACAUAUACUUCAUUUACUUCAGCCUGCUCACCGUGGUGUACUUAAUCAGCUCCGCCGUCGUCCUCAUCCGUCACUUCAGGAACCAGAACCGGGAGCGGGGAGACUCAGCCGGCGGCCCGCCCACAGAGCUCAGCCCUGUGCCGGUAACCUCCGAAGCAGAACCUCUGUCUAACGGUAAAAGUGGCAGAACUUAAAAGGCAACAAACAGGUUCAAGAAGUUGCCGAACUCCGAGCAGAACCAAUCAGUUUAAUCUUGUCAAGAUGACGGAGAUGUUCGGUGCUUUCUCUGAAACUUAAUCAUGGAAGUGCCUCUUCUCCUGCUGUGUGAAGCCUUUUGCACCACGUCAGAUGUUCGGGUUUUGUGGUGAACUCAGAGCACAUCAGGUUUGAAACAUAUUAAGACUUAUUCCCAACACAGCACUCCGAUUGUACUUGUUACAAUUAUAAUCUUUAGAGAAGAUCUGAUUCCAAUAAUGUCACUUUUUUUAUUAUUAACAGAGAAUCAUAUAUUGUGAUGAAACCAGAUCCUGAAUGCUAAAAACGGGACUAAAAACCGCCGGGUUUUGUGCAGUGUUUAAUUUUUGUCUUGUAUUAAUUUUUAUUUGACACAUUGGAAUUAGUGUCAGAUUGUUUUUGUAGGAGAAACAAGCUCUAUGCUUGCCUAGAUUUAGCCACAAAGUAUCGUUUUUAACACCUCAGUUAAAGAUCCAGGGAGGAAAAAGGCUGCUUUUAUUUUGAAAUUCAUAGGACUGCAGUGUUACCUAAUCCUACAGCAAAGGGUUAAAGUUAUGAGUGAACUUUUUAUUCAUUCAUUUCACCAUGUUAACUGUUUUUUAGGAUUUUACUGAUAUUCAGGAUGUGCACGUUGUUUUUAUAUUCCGAUUGAAAUAAUUACUGAAAAAUGCUGUAUUACAGGAAAUCAAUGUUUUUAUUUUUCAUUCACAAUUAAAAUAUAAGUAGUGCAUAAACUGA